Anoplopoma fimbria (sablefish) is the source of this 2258-nucleotide messenger RNA. RefSeq names its product elongation of very long chain fatty acids protein 6-like. Gene Ontology annotation, biological process: fatty acid elongation, monounsaturated fatty acid; very long-chain fatty acid biosynthetic process; fatty acid elongation, polyunsaturated fatty acid. Gene Ontology annotation, molecular function: fatty acid elongase activity. Gene Ontology annotation, cellular component: endoplasmic reticulum; endoplasmic reticulum membrane. The transcript is spliced from 4 exons. The record is from RefSeq and is a predicted model, not a curated record. Lineage: Eukaryota; Metazoa; Chordata; Actinopteri; Perciformes; Anoplopomatidae. Bases 108 to 920 code for a protein of 270 amino acids.
AUUAGGACGGCGAGACAGGUGAGAGGACAGACAGGUGAGAGGACAGCCGGAGGACGCACUGACUGCACUCUGUAGUUUAGAUCUGCAGUGAAUAUAAAGGAAGGAACAUGUUGGAGCUGAACGGGACGGACCCUCACCUGCAGGAGUUCAGCUUCGAGCGGCGCUUUGACGAGAGAGGAGCGAUGGAGUGGAUGCAGGAGCACUGGAGUAAGUCGUUUGUGUUCAGUGCCGUGUACGCGGCCCUGGUGUUCGCAGGGCAGCACUACAUGAAGCCUCGACCCAAGAUGAACCUGCGGAGGCCGCUCGUCCUCUGGUCGCUCAGCCUCGCUCUCUUCAGUAUCAUCGGUGCGGUCCGGACCGGUUCCUACAUGUUUCACGUCCUGAGCUGCAGCGGCUUCAGACAGUCCAUCUGUGACCAGAGCUUCUACAACGGACCGGUCAGCAAGUUCUGGGCGUACGCCUUCGUCCUGAGCAAAGCUCCGGAGCUCGGCGACACGGCGUUCGUGGUUCUGAGGAAGCAGAAGCUGCUGUUCCUGCACUGGUACCACCACAUCACCGUGCUGCUGUACUCCUGGUACUCCUACAAAGACAUGGUGGCCGGCGGCGGCUGGUUCAUGACCAUGAACUACGGCGUGCACGCGCUCAUGUACAGCUACUACGCCGCGCGCGCCGCCGGCCUGCGGGUGCCGCGGCCGUUCGCCGUGCUCAUCACCAGCACUCAGAUCGGGCAGAUGGUGAUGGGGCUGACGGUGAGCGGCCUGGUGUACCGGUGGAUGCAGCACGGAGACUGUCCGUCACGCAUCGACAACAUCACCUGGGCCGCGCUCAUGUACCUCAGCUACCUGCUGCUCUUCUCCAACUUCUUCUACCAGACGUACCUGCGCCCCCGCAGAGACGCCAAGACCAACAAGUCUGAGUAGAGACCAGGGGCAUUGUGGGAGAUCUGACCGACUGGACCAGGUUUCUUUUGGUCACAUGCUCGUCGUACUGAAGCUGCUAACAUUUAAAAACUUCACACUGAUGUUCUUCAUGCAGGGAGAAUCUGAAAUCUGCGGGUUUUCUUCGCACCGAGAACAUCUGGAUGAACCUCUGAAUCUGAUGUUUCAUCACGUUUAUCGCUCCUCUUCAGGAAAAACAACGGUUUCUCUAACUUCACACAAAUUAAACAGCGUCUUUUUAUUUUAGAGCACAGAGGAACAUUUAAAAUAAAAUGAAUACAUUUAUUUGCGUCUGGAAAAUGAAUAACGUGCUUUUUAGAGUCAACGGCUCUAGAAGGUGAAUCGGAGCUUUUCUCUGUUUUCCUCAAUGACUUCGUUCUGUUAAAGAAAAUUAAACUAUUAAGAAAUGAUGGAACGUGUCGAACAAAUGACUGUUUGAGCAAACUAAAAUGAUAAAUUAUUAGAAAAUGAUUAUCAGACUGGUUUUAAGUUAAUAUAUUUUAAAUAAACACUCAUUUAUAAUCCUGAAGGCCGCAAACCGAUUUUUUUUUUAAAGUGUUGACGAUCAGAAAUCUCCCCCCCCCAAGUGAAAUAUGACGUUUCAUUUCCUCGUCAGUCUGGAAGCGUCUGUCUCAUGAAACCAGCCACUCCCGCUCUGCUCGUACUGGUUUCACUGGUUGAACUGGUUUCACCGCGCCGCUCCCGUCGGUGACGCUGCAGCAGAAACAACUUUGUGUGUUUGAGUCCCAGUUUUCACCAAAAGAAAGUUUAAAAUGAGUCAUGUGUGAAAGUUGUGUUUUUAAACUUUUGGAUGUUAUUGAUCUGCUUCACAGAAAUUGAUAAUUAUUUUUUUUUUUUUUUAACAAAUCUAUCAUUUAAAGUGUCCCAAAGACUCAGUUUACUGAGACGCAAAACACAUUUGAGAAGCCAAAAUGAAAUGACCUAAUCGAUCAAUCAAUCGUUCAGUUCAAUUCGUUUCAGCUUCAUACCUAUUUAACAAACGAUCAAUUUCCUGUUUUUCUUUUGAAACCCGUUUAGUUUCCGUUUACUUGAAUCCAUUUCUUCUGUCCUGAAGUUACAGCUGAGAAACCAAAUCUAUUUAUUGAUAAGUAUUUAUUUGACAUAUGAUGGCAGCCAAUCGGUGGCCGGAGAGGUCUCCAAACACUGGUGUUGUUUCACUAAAUGUUUAUUAAUUAUGAAUAUCACUCGCAUCAUGUCAAUCACAUGCUGAAUAUUUUUGUACGUUUUGAUAUUUUGCACCAGAGAGUUUGACUUUUGUUUUACUAAAAAUUGUAGCUGAGAAACUUAUUCCUCACAAAC